CCCUCACACAGGACUGCAGCCGGAUUUUAAACAUUUAUUCAGGAUGAACAGAAAACCACUGAAGGCAACAGUGGCAGUGUGCUGGGUGAUUCUGUCAGUGAUCAUGGCCCUUCGUAUCUACUUUACCUCUGUCAUUUCUGAACACAACGCCAAGCUGACUGCAGAGAACCAGAACCUGACAUCACAAAACACCAAGCUGUCUGCAGAAAACCAGAACCUGACAUCACAAAACACCAAGCUGUCUGCAGAAAACCAGAACCUGAAAUCACAAAACACCAAGCUGUCUGCAGAGAACCAGAACCUGACAUCACAAAACACCAAGCUGUCUGCAGAAAACCAGAACCUGAAAUCACAAAACCAGCAGCUGGAGACACAGAGGAGGAUGGAGAAUGAGCUCAACGUCAGUCGAGCUCAGUGGAGCAUUGAUGCCUACUGCCCAAAACCACAAAACCAAAACAGACAGUGUAAAGCUUGUCAGGAUGGCUGGUAUAACUCCCAGUCCAGCUGCUAUGCAAUUAAUGACCCUGAUGUUUCUGGUCGGAAAACCUGGGAAGAAGCUCGAGAAAACUGCAGAGGAAAGAUUUCAGAUUUGGUUGUUAUAGCUGAUCAAACAGAGAAGACAUUCAUCAAUGAUCACAGUUGGGAAAGUUCAGGAACCAAGGGAUACUGGAUUGGCCUGAGAGCUGAAGAUGGGAAAUGGAAGUGGGUCGAUGGAAGUGAUCUGACUGAAAACUCCUGGAUACAACAACCUGCUACCAACGGUCAGUGUGUAAUUUCUGUAGAGAAAGAAGGAUGGAAAUCAGUGAGCUGUGGUGACAGAAACAGAUGGAUCUGCAAAAAGAAGGCUUUAUCUCUUUAAACACUGCAGUCAUACUUGAGAAGGUUACUGGGGACUCUGUAAAGAUUCAUUACAUGGAAGAUAAUAUCAACUGGAUUAUAAAAAUUAAAGUAUGAAGACUUCUACUA
Micropterus dolomieu (smallmouth bass) is the source of this 966-nucleotide messenger RNA. Its product is annotated as CD209 antigen-like protein A. Lineage: Eukaryota; Metazoa; Chordata; Actinopteri; Centrarchiformes; Centrarchidae. The record is from RefSeq and is a predicted model, not a curated record. The transcript has 6 exons. The coding region runs from base 44 to 859 and encodes 271 amino acids.